Grus americana (Whooping crane) is the source of this 1899-nucleotide messenger RNA. RefSeq names its product UTP18 small subunit processome component (gene UTP18). The record is from RefSeq and is a predicted model, not a curated record. Gene Ontology annotation, molecular function: protein binding. The transcript is spliced from 14 exons. Gene Ontology annotation, cellular component: Pwp2p-containing subcomplex of 90S preribosome; small-subunit processome. NCBI's taxonomy places the organism in Eukaryota, Metazoa, Chordata, Aves, Gruiformes, Gruidae. Gene Ontology annotation, biological process: rRNA processing. The coding region runs from base 59 to 1732 and encodes 557 amino acids.
GUCACGUGGACAACGGCACGCGUUCCGGUUCCGGCGCGCGGCGGCCCCGUGAGGAGCGAUGCAGCCCGCGGCGCCUCGCCCGGGCCCGGCGGUGGCCGGUACGGCGGCCGUGAGGAAAAAGAAGAAAGUGAAGAAACUGGGGAAAACGAAGAAAAUAGUGAAGCGGCUCCAGCCGUGCGCGGAGACGACUGAGCAGGCGGCGGCUGAGCAGCAGGCGGCGGCUGAGCAGCAGGCGGCGGAGGAGGCGGCUCGCCGCGCCCGGCACUUGAAGGCACUCUCCCGUACGUCGGGCGCCGAGCGGGAGCUGGAGGAGUUGGUGUUCGGCGACAGCCUCAACGCGGAGGAGGACGAGCUGCUGCAGCGCCUGGCCGGCCCCCAGCGGCUUAAGGCUACAGAGAGGAAAAGUCUGCGGAAAGACUCCAGUGAUUCAGAAGUAGAAAAUGAAGCAAAAAGUAAAUUCUUGUCAAAAAAGCCAGCCUGGGUGGAUGAAGAUGAUGAAGCUGAGGAAAAUGUUGAUAUGACCCAUAGGUAUAGGAGAGAUUUCAUGAAAAGUGAUGCUGAGAAGACACUUACUAAGAAAAAGCUAAAAAGAAGACUCGAAGAACAGUUUCAGCGAGCUAUGGGAGGAGUUCCUGCCUGGGCUGAGUUAGGAAACAGGAAGAAAUCCAAAAGGACUGCAAGUGAUAGUGACAGUGAUGAAGAUGAUGAUCUGCUCUGCAGGACUGGCAAUUUCAUAUCAAACUCUGAGUCCCUGCCAAGAGGUAUUUUGAAGAUGAGCACCUGCUUGCCUGCAAAUCAGGAACGUUUUGCUAAUGGAAAACUGGCAACUGUGCAGUUUCAUCCAUCUGCUCAAGUAGUCAUGACUGCUGGACGCGAUCGAUCUGUGUCACUCUUUCAGGUUGAUGGUAUAAGGAAUCCAAAGAUACAGAGCAUCUAUUUAGAGAGUUUUCCAGUCUAUAAGGCUUGUUUCAGUGUUGAUGGAGAACAAGUUAUAGCCACUGGUACUCACCACAAAAUGUUCUUUGUGUAUGACAUGAUGAGUGGAAGUAUUAUUCCUAUGGAGAAAGUAAGAGGUGUGGAGGAAAGAUUUCUCAGAGACUUUGAAAUCUCUCCAGAUGGAUCAUUUAUGCUUGUAACUGGAACUUCAGGUUACCUUUACUUGUUGUCAAUGAAGACAAAGGAACUGAUUAGCACUAUGAAGGUAAAUGGAAGAUGUACUGCAUCUGCUUUCACUCCAGACAGCAGUAAAAUAUAUAGCUAUUCAAAGGAAGGCGAAGUUUUCAUUUGGGAUGUGAGAAGCAGAAAGUGUCUACACAAAUUUGAAGAUGAAGGUUCUUUGGAAGGAAAGUGCAUUGCUGUUUCAAAAAAUAACCAGUAUGUGGCAUGUGGGUCAGCUUCUGGAGUCGUAAAUUUAUAUACUACUGAUGUCUGUCUCAAGGAAAAACAUCCUAAACCAGUUAAAGCCAUAAUGAACCUAGUUACAUCUGCUACAUGUGUGACCUUCAAUCCCACCACGGAAAUUUUGGCAGUGGCUUCCUGUGAAACUGAUGAGGCUGUCAAAUUGGUACACAUUCCUUCAUAUACUGUGUUCUCAAACUUCCCAGUGUUCAGAAGAAAACAGAUUUAUCUUGCUCAAUCUAUGGACUUUUCUCCCAGAAGUGGUUUUUUCUCUGUAGCAAAUAACAAAGGCAAAGCUUUGUUAUUUAGGCUGAAACAUUAUUCAGAUUUUUGAAAGAAUGUACAGGAGAAAAUGGACCAGUAAUCAAGGUGUUGUAACCUGCAGAUACAAGUACACUGACAAAAUCAAACAAGUUUUUUUAUUUUGUAUGGAAAUUCAAAAAUACUAAUAUAACAUCUAUGGUUUUGAAUGUUGUUUCUUAAUAAAAAGUUUCCAGGCAA